Pecten maximus is the source of this 8744-nucleotide messenger RNA. RefSeq names its product tyrosine-protein phosphatase non-receptor type 13-like. Gene Ontology annotation, biological process: protein dephosphorylation. The record is from RefSeq and is a predicted model, not a curated record. NCBI's taxonomy places the organism in Eukaryota, Metazoa, Mollusca, Bivalvia, Pectinida, Pectinidae. Gene Ontology annotation, molecular function: protein tyrosine phosphatase activity; protein binding. Gene Ontology annotation, cellular component: cytoskeleton.
CAAAUUCAGUUAGACGAAGUUGACAGGUUAUGGCGGCUGAAGAGAACUUCUCUUCUACAUAAACGAGGAUGGGCCGUUUGUUUCGUGUUAAAGCUGCAGAAUAAUUGUAAUUUCUGGUAUAAAAAGGAAGAUGCCGGUAGCAGAAGUGUCAGUGUCUUUAUUUGAGGUCCUAGAGGUUCGGGGAGCACCUCUUUCGGAACCCGAGAUAUGGGGCAUUGCCUACCAAAGUGCUCUUACUUUACACAACACUCUGGCACAGGGUGAAGGACAUGAGGGGGGUCCAAAUUUCGUUAUAAGCCCGGAUACCCUGACCUUCACCUGUGGUGGGGAGGUACAGUUUCCACACAGUCGUGGGAUUAGUACUGAAGGACACGCCUACGCAGCGCCAGAGUUGAGGCAGAUACCAGACUUCGAAGGAGUCGACACAGAAAAGGUGCACUCCUUCUCCUUGGGGAAAACUUUACGGUAUGCAGCAGAGUACAGCCUCAUAGGGAAUCAGCCCGCCAGGGUGAGCAGUAACCUUCGAGCAGUUCUGAAUUCUAUGUGUGAAGGAGAUCCUUCACAGAGGCCCAGCAUGAUUCAACUGCUCCAGGCAUGUGAUAUGUAUGCAGACAAGUAUACAGAGAUGAAGUCACAUAGCCAGUGUGUAAGAGGCCUGUACAGAACUAUACUGGGCAGUGGAAGUGAGGAGGAAACUAUUCCACAAGCCCAGAACAGUAGCCGCCAGACCAGCUCUUUCCAGAGGGAAAAUAGAGCUAACAGGUCAAGAGGGAAAUACAAGUAUUCACAAAGAAGGGAGCAACAGAGGUCAAGGUCACGAUCAAGGUCAAGGUCAAGGUCUAGGCAUCGUAGUGGAAAUGAAGAAACUGAUUCAGGAUAUCAAGCAUCAUCUAAAAACAAUCGUCAAGAUGUUGUCAAUGGUGUUCACAUACAGGAUGCUGAAAAUAUAUAUGCAGGUCCAGGACAGACAGCACCACCGCCUUACAAGUUGACUAGUCGGUCAGAUCUGAAGCUCGAUUUGACCGAGUCCUCACAGACGGGUCAGUCAUAUCACUUGUCGGACAUUACAUUCUCAUCCUCACAAAACAGUGGAUCUGUGUCUCCAGGGGUAGCCCCUGGACAGAGAACUGGACAUCUUCUCAGUCCAAGGGGCAAGCAUCUGGCAGCAUCCCACAUGGGAAACACAGCUUACGAAAAAUACUUGAGGAUCAAGGAACGUCAGAAAAAACUGAAAGUGCUUCGGCGAGGUUUACUUGGGGAGGGAAGUGACGAGGAUUCACCGAUCACUUUGUCAGAGCGUGCCGAUCAUCUAGCUGACACCAGGUCCAUCAGCUCGGGUGUCUCCUACAACCAAGAAGCCGACCGGAAUAACACAGGUACCUACCUACCUGGGAUACACAUGCAGUAUGGUUCAGAGAUGGCCCUAAGGGUCGGUGGGAGAGACUCCGACAGAGAGAGCAUUGUCAGCAGUGAAUUCUCAUUGUACCAGCAGGAAUACCCAUUGAGAUCUACUGAUCAUGGUCACCACUCACUGCCGGAGAGGGGGGUCAAGGCCAAGGUCAAAGUUCCUCACACCAACACAUCACCAAGGAAACCCAGGGAAUAUUAUGGUCCAGAGUUUGUUCACAAAGCCAGCAAACCUAUCAUCCGAGUGCCAAUUCCUUUACAAGGGGAGAGCUUGAAGAAUCCAUCCCAUGCGAGGCGGGUGGUAGUUGUCCUUCUGACUGGUCAGAAGUUGGAGGCCAUGUGUGACCCCAGUACUACAGGUCAACAGCUGUUUGAGUCGGUCAUCACACACAUAGAACUACCUGAGUUCUUCUUCUUUGGUCUCACCUAUGUCAGUGAUGGAGAGCACUUCUUUGUGGACCCAGAGAUGAAGCUGCACAAAGUGGCACCUGAAGGCUGGAAGGAGGGAUGGAAAGGCAACUUGCCCACCAUCACAUUCACCUUAUAUCUCCGUGUCAAGUUCUACCCUGAUAACAUCCUCCUCUUCAGACAUCAGAUCUCACGGCAUUUGUUGUACCUACAACUCCGCCAUGACCUACUUGAGGAGCGCACCAUGUGUAAUGAGGACAAGGCCCUUACACUCUCGGCCCUCGCCCUUCAGGUAGAGUAUGGAGACUAUGACCAUGACACAAUGGGGCGAAACUACUUCAUGGCAGAACACUACUACCCACAGAGGAUAGUGAAGCGUGUUGGUGUGGGUUACAUACGAGACAACACUCCAGACUUCCACCAGAGGACCGCAGGAAUGGGUGAAACUAAGGCAGAAUUGGAAUUCAUCAAGAUAGCACAACAGUUACCAGAGUAUGGAGUCCACUUCUACAAGCUGUUGAAGAACAAGAAUGAUACUACAAGUGUAAUGUGGAUGGGGAUCACUGUCAAAUGUAUGGUGCUAGCAGAGAACCAAGGCCUACAACGAGCUAUCGACCAACAUUAUGCAUGGAACAUGAUCCAGAAGAUAUCAUUCAACAAGCGUCGCUUCAGCAUCCAACCCAAACCAGACCAUGGUCAGGGCAAACCAACGAAGAUGAAUUAUUACACCAACAGCUAUCGCAAGGGAAGAUACUUAUUACAGUUUUCUACCAUGCAACAUCGAUUCCAGCUGAAGAUGAAAGCCAGAGAGGCGCAGUUGGAUGCCCAAGGUGUGGAUCUGACUAUGGAUACAGAUUCAACAUUUGAGGCCCAGACUGCAGACUUGGAAGAGGAAGAAAGUCCACAGGCAAGUUUGGAGAGUGAAGAUGAUGGACAUAGUGCAGUGGUUGCUAUGACAACUGACAGACAACCAAUUCCAUAUUCACUCCCUCCACCAUACAGGGCCGACACCAGUGUCAGCAUGAUGGACUUGCGCGAAAAAUAUGCAUUGCCUGUCCACAAACGGCGUGGCCCUACGCAUGCUGCAUCCACAGGGGACAUUCUUGAAGAUAUACACAGGGAGAUUCCACAUGAAGCUCAUGUACUAGGAAUGACCACUCAAUCCGUGGAUUUGGUCGACGAGUCAGUGCUCAAUGAAACUAUCAGUGCCACAUUACAACAUCGCCUGAACAGCAGCGAAGUGUCCCCAGAACAGCCUGACAGACAUAUCUUUGAGGUUGUGCUGGGGAAGGACCCCAACACAGGAUUUGGAAUCACCAUUGUAGGUGGGGAGAGUACCAGUAAGCUAGACCUGGGUAUCUUUGUCAAGUCUGUCACCCCAAAAGGCCCUGCCCAGCGUGAUGGCAGAAUCCGCCCUGGGGACAGGAUCAUAGCCAUCAAUGAUCAUAGCCUAGAGGGUCGUCAGCACCACACAGCUGUGCAGAUGAUCCGGGAAUCUGGAUCUCAUGUCAAGCUUCUGAUCUCCCAGGUCAAGUGUCCCGGAUCUCUCCGCCGAAAAGAACAUGAUGAUUCCAUAAUCCGGGAAAAACUCAGACUUUCAAAUGCUAAUCCCCAUGAUUUUCAGCUUUAUUCACAAAUAUCGCGUUAUUCAGAUGAUUUUCUUUCUGGAACAGAGGAAGAGGCUACUGAACUACCUGUUGAAGCAGUAGUUAAUUCUAGUAAUCAUCAAUAUCAUUCUCCAUCGGACCAGUUAAACUCAGCUACAGUUUCUAACAUUCCAUUGAACACGGAUACUAGACAUAAGUAUAGAAAUCAGCAAAUGACUUUGGCAGAUGUGAAUACCACAUCUCAGUUAAACUCCAUUCAAAGUGCAAAGGCACAAGAUGUGGACCAUAAAGAACACAGAGUUGGUGAGGCUGGGUCAAGAACAAAUUCCGACCUUGGUGUAACUAAUGGAGCUGUGAAACAAAGAAGUAGGCCAAGUAAUCAAAGACAAGGGCAGUCGAGAACUGCCAGUACGGCAAGUGAGAAAAGUGAUGAUUUCCAGCCUGGUGAUGUGUUUGAGGUAUUCCUGGAGAAAAAAAAUGGCAGCUUUGGACUUAAUGUAACUGGCGGUGUGAAUACGUCGGUAAGACAGGGAGGGAUCUUUGUCAAGUCUCUUAUUCCUGGCAGUGCUGCAGAACAGGAGGGCUGUAUCAAAAGAGGUGAUCGAAUUCUGUCCGUGGACAGUAAGAGUCUCGUGGGAAUGACUCACAAACAGGCUGUGGAGGCCUUAUGCCAUGCCCCUCCUAUCAGUAAGCUGGUCAUGGAGAGAGGUCAGCACCCCACAUCCCGGGGAGUGUCCACGUCAAACAGGUCAUCACCAGCACCAAACCCUCUACAAACCAGCAACUCAAACAAAGGCAGUCGUGCAAAGUCGGUGCCAGUAGAUGUGAUGCAGGUGUCAACAUCAGUGAAAGAUGGUGGUAACAAGGUCAAAAGUCGCAGCAGUUCAAAAUCAUCACCACUGGAAACUGGUAAGGUCAGGGGUCAGGCAAGGAAAGGAAGCAGUUCCAGGUCAUUACCCAUAGCAAAUACAGAAGACAAUGGUAGGGAAAAUCUACCAAGAAAGAGUAGUAGUUCAAAAUCCUCCCCCAGACCAGUAUCAAGCACUGUGGUUACCCCUGCUGUCAGAACUAGCAAGAAAUCUAUGGACCUUACUAUUAGUGAGGUGAGACCGUCUCACUCCUCUACCACCACUGGUAAAUCUGAUGCCACAGCAGCAACCAGCAUGCAGGACACUGAAGGAUCCCAGUACUACAGCUUUGAUACUGCAGAAGACCAGUUUACUGUGGAUUUGGAACGAGGCAGUAGUGGGCUGGGCUUCAGCGUACAAAAUGCCAGAGACCUUUACCCCACACCCAAUACCUCAGACAGCUUCCUAUGUAUCAAGAAAGUAUUCCCUAUUGGUCCUGCUGCUGAGAGUGGAAAGAUUAAAUCUGGAGAUGUGAUCCUGGAGGUGAAUAGGAAUUCAGUGAAAGGCCUAAGUUUGCCCGAGACUUUAGCAACACUGCGGGCAGCCGCAGCACACGUCACUUUGUUGAUGUGGCGGCCUAACCAGCGGCCCCCCGGGCCAGUAAAUGAAGAUUCACGGACAAGUGAACCGUCACUGUCAUCAAAUUCAUCGAGCCCCAGAAAGGCACAGUCACCGUAUGAGACUGAGUCUGAGGAGGAGCCAAUCCUAUAUAGGGAGUCUGUAAUAACUCCCCCUUCAGGGUUCACAUCCCCACGGGAACAGGGUGAUAAUCAGACAUCUGAAAGUCCCCCUCCUCCACUGCCUGUUAGUCCUCCCCCAACUAUGGAGGGUACUGAGAUUUGGUCCCUUCCUGAUGAGACAGAAUCACAGCAGUCCCUGGAAAUUAGCACAACUUUCAGUGAGGAGGAGGAGGAGGGAGUUCAGGAGGAAGAAGGUGAAAGGUCGCCAAGUCCAGAUUCACAGGAUAGUGAGGGUUCGGGCAAGUCCAUAGUAAGGUCACCAUUGAAGGAUACAAAGUUGUCCAACCAGGAUCUAGGAGCUAUACAGACAACUCUGAGCUCGACUGAAUAUGAUGCCCAGUCAGAGAGGUCUGAAUCUGUGUCACCGAGACACUUCACCUCCAAGAGCGAAGAGUUCCAAAGUAUCCAUGAGUCUCAAACUUCAUUACAGGAAGAAGAAAGUGGUUCUGAGUCAGAAGAGGAAGGGGAUAUUCUCCAACCAGAAGAAUUAGAAGUGAUCUUGAGAAAGGCUGAAGGGAAAGGUUUAGGCUUCACAGUAACUGGUGGAGUAGGUAGGACCGGGGGCUGUUACAUCAAGGGUAUACUACAGGACCCUGCACUUUCUGAUGGCCGGCUUAAACCUGGCGACAAGCUCAUCAAGGUGAAUGAUAUUAAUGUGGCCGAGAUGAACCAUUUCGAGGCAGUAACUUACCUCAGACAAGCUCCCCAACUUGUCCAGCUAAGGGUCUACAGACCCCAGCAACCAAGAGCAGAUAACUCCGAGAAUAGUGGUGGUGAAAAGGUUUCACACCACAAUAUGGGAGAAAGCGAUACAGAGCCAUUCUCCCAGGGAGAAGCUGUCAAGAAGACAGAUGCUCUAUUUUCCUUUUUGGAAGGCCAGGAUAAAAACCUUGAUGAGCAAGACACGGAGAGUGAAGAAGAGAACCCCCGGUGUCUUGGGAGUAAAGAUAGGGAUCUUCGCCGUGCCCUAUCUGACAUUCCGGAGACUAGCGAUGCAGCUCAGUCCUCCGGAGAAUGUAGUACCAGUGAGUACUCGGAAUCCCAAAAUGCAGUGCAACAAACAGCUACCAAGGGGAGAGAUGUAUCCCCCUUGGAAAGGCCGGCGUCUGUAGAAGAUUUUGAAGGAAAUUCGUCUCUGUUUAGUAAUGUAGGAUUGAUGAAGGUAGAACUUGAAAAGCCUAAAGGAACAGAGCUGGGAAUCAGUCUGGUGACGGCAGAGAAGGACAAUCAAACAGGUGUAUUCAUCAGAUCCAUUGCUGACGGAAGUGUGGCCCAGCAAGAUGGCCGUCUGUGUAUUAUGGACAGACUGGUACAGAUAAAUGAUGAAGCCCUAGUAGGCUUUACACACACCAAAGCUGUGGCCAUGCUGAAGAAGGCAGAGGACAGGGUGACGGUUACUAUCUCAAGGCUUCCCUCAAGGCAGCUGGAGUUGAUGACACCGCCAGUGAUAAUGGAGGACGAUAGUAUGAACACACUCAAAUCUGAAUCUGACUAUAGGACAUCUGAGGUAAAUCAUGUGGAACCUGUCACCUACACAGGGUCGGACAGGGAGGGUUCUGUAUACGACUCGGACGAGGAUGACAUGCAUGCACUUGUGUAUGAGGCUGAGAAACUCUUAGCUGCAGAGGAAACCAUUGAGCUGGAACCUACUGAACUGAAGGAGGAGAUGUCAGAAACUGCAUCUCGGUCAGCUAGACAGAAAGCGAGCUACCAUGAUUCUGAUGUGGAAGCAGCAGAGAUAGAGAGUAGGAAUGAGGCCAGUUUGAGUACAACAUUCCUUAUAGAAGCUAAAGCAAGGAAAAUUGAUGUUGAGAUACCUCAACAGAUUACUAAUGAGUGGCUCGACUCUCUGCCAUUGUUGUUAGUUACAGAGGAACAUGCUGCCAAUGUCACCGGCCUGAUUCCACUUCUUCAGCGCAAGAUAGAACAUGAUGAUCCCAUGGAGGAGUAUAAGGAGCUCCGCCUGGUCAAGAUGAGUGACAACUGUUCUGUAGGAAGACUGCCAGAGAACAAGUCAAGAAACAGAUUCAGAAAUGUUCUGCCAUAUGACCUGAACCGUGUAGAGCUCUGUAGCGAGAAUGAUUAUGUGAACGCAAGCCACAUUAUUUUGAAUGUGGCCAACACAGAGUGCCACUACAUUGCUUGCCAGGGUCCACUACCUAAUACCUCGGAGGACUUCUGGCAGAUGGUUUGGGAACAGACUGUCAGUGUCAUCACCAUGUUGACACAGGAUGUUGAGUCACGUAAAGUCAAGUGUCAUCGGUACUGGCCAGACUCCAUGGAGACACCAUUGUUCGUGUGUGACAGCCAAUACAAAGUGAGCUUGAAAUCAUUCCAGUCCACUGAACAUUUAGAUGUUCGACACAUUCAAAUUGAAAAUGUCACCACGAGGGAGAUUCGGGAUAUACGCCAUAUCAAUUAUAUCACGUGGCCAGAUCACGGUGUCCCAGACUCUGCCAUACCUAUCUUACAGUGUAUGCAAUUGGUUCAUGCGUACCACACGACAGGACCACUUGUGGUGCACUGUAGUGCGGGUAUAGGGAGGACAGGUGCCUUCAUCACGGUAGACAUGGCUCUGGCACAGAUAGAACAAAGCUGUUCAUGUGAUAUCUUCGAGAUAGUGAAAGAGUUGAGACGACAGAGACCUGGAAUGAUACAGACCAAGGACCAGUACAUGCUGUGUUACUGUGCCUGCAUUGAAGCCCUACUCAGUCAGACCAGCUGACAGUAACCACCAUGCUGACUAGGAAGUGUUGGUGUUCUGUUUUGACAUUAAAACAGGAACAAUAUGGUAGUUUACACCUUUAAGCCAAAGAACAACAUGGCUUUUGUGUUAUAUGUUAUUCCAGGGAAGGAGGAUCGUUCUGACCAUCGGUCACACAACUGUGAAUUCUAUACAUUUUACAAAUUAUUUUUUUCGCAAGUGAGAUCGUUAUUUAACCUUGACAAUUGAAAUCGUGAAUAAUUUUACUUACAUUUAGUUAGUGCUACUCCAGUAGUUCAAUUUCAUAACACAAACUAGAUCUUAAUUGAUGUAUUCAUUAUUAACAUAACAUAACCCAGUGCAAUCUAUAUAUUAUGAUAUUUAACCCAUGUCUUCCAGUACUACAAAGUUCUAACAUAUAGGUCAGAAUAUUGCUGUAUGUCAGACAUGUUUAGGCCAGUCCUUAUUUAUUGUUAGGUAAUUGUGUUCCGGCCGCCAUGUUGGGUGGGCUCUGGUGGUUGUGGGAUAUGGUUUGUUUCUGUCGGUCACAGCUGGUGGUGUCUGUAACCCAUAGUUACCUGUACAUGAUGUAUGUAUCACGGUUUUUGUGUUAUAUUUAUGUAUACCAUACAAGUGUUCUACUAUAAUAACCUAUUUUAGACAUUAACCUAUGUGUAUUUUUUUUGUGUGUUUUCAUAUAAAAUUUGAUAUUUGUGUUUGUCAAAUAUUGAAAAAUAAGGAUCCCUCAUGCUGUACAUAUCGUUUAUCAUUUGAAAAUAUUACAAAAAAUAUUAUAUUUUAAACAAUAAAUUGAUAUUAGAUUAAAAAAACAACACUUCUGUGUUAACUGAGUAAUAUUUGAUAUUUUAAUGAAAAAUAGCAUGCUUUUGGCCGUUAACAACAUUUCCCCCUUAGUUUUAACUCUGUAUAACUAUUAACUGAAGCAAAAAACUAAAAUCAAAUAAAAAAA